CAUUUAGCCGCGUAAAAACCCUAGAGAUUACUGCAAAAUGCUGCGUUCGAAAUCGACUUUAUAACCCUAAUUCCCAUUUUUCCCUGUGAAACCCUAAUUUCAAUCGGUGAAAAAUGACGACCAGCAGGAAGAACACAAGAAAGCUCAGAGGACACGUAUCUGCAGGACAUGGUCGUGUCGGAAAGCACCGUAAGCAUCCUGGAGGUCGUGGUAACGCCGGAGGUAUGCAUCAUCACCGUAUCCUCUUUGACAAGUAUCAUCCUGGAUAUUUUGGUAAAGUUGGUAUGAGGUAUUUCCACAAGCUCAGGAACAAGUUUUACUGCCCGAUCGUCAAUCUUGACAAGCUUUGGUCGAUGGUUCCUCAGGACGUUAAGGAUAAAGCAACGAAAGACAGUGUGCCUAUGAUCGAUGUUACUCAAUUUGGGUAUUUUAAGGUUUUAGGUAAAGGUUUCUUGCCGGAGAAUAAACCUGUUGUUGUCAAGGCUAAGCUUGUGUCAAAGACAGCUGAAAAGAAGAUUAAGGAAGCUGGUGGUGCUGUUGUCCUCACUGCUUAGAUGUAUCAUGUUUUGAUGACUUUAUAGAUUUCGUUUAAUUUAGCCGUUUAUCUUAUGAUGUUCGUGUUGCUCAGUACCGUGCUUGAUAGAUUAUUUGUCUUGGUUUUGAUUUUGAUCAUGAUCACUCUUGCUUGCUUUUGUUUUAGAUAUACUUUUGGUUUUUGGGGUUUGUUGCUUGUCUUGAUUAGUCUUCUCGGGUCUUGGGACGUUUGAGUCUACUCAGCAACUUCUGUACGAGAGAUUAGUAUUCCACUGAUUUGAUAAAUUCUCAUUAAGACU
Arabidopsis arenosa is the source of this 833-nucleotide messenger RNA. The record is from the annotation of a GenBank genome assembly. Lineage: Eukaryota; Viridiplantae; Streptophyta; Magnoliopsida; Brassicales; Brassicaceae.